UUAGCAUCUGAUGAACAAUAGGAAUGCUUUCCAGAGAUAGAUAUAUACAAGUUUUUUUAUUAUUCUUAUUGUUUAUCGAAUAUUAAACAAGAAAUGAUGACAAAUGAUAAUAUAACUAGACUCGUGUCAACUUUGAAAAAUAUCCUAGACCUAGAUAAAGCUCACUGAUUAGCUCUGAUCGGCUCAAUUCCGUACAAUAUAGAUGAUGUGAUCUCAUUGGAAUAUUCUACUAACUUAUCAUUUGACACGUGCUUGCAAUGACCGCUUGCAGCUAAUCGCUUGUUCUGCUGAAUGCUGUCAACGUCUGAUCAACGAAUGAAUAAAGAAGACAGUGGCGAUUUCAUUAAAAAUGACAGCACAUAUUACUUCGCAAAAAUUAAAAAUAAUUAUAAAUGAGAAUAACUGGGAUCAGUUAUUGCAAGAGAUCAAACCAAAACAUUUUGUCAGGCAAGAAUCAGGAAUAAUACCUGAUGCAGGUAUCUUAGCACAGUUGUGUCAAAUACUCGUAAGUGAAAUUACUCUGGAUAUGAUUAAGAUUUUGUGUUUGAAAUGCCUGGGAAAUUCUUGCCUCGAUAGUUACAAACAUAAACAGCAUACAAUAAGAAACGUAGAAUCUGUUCAAUAUAGCAAGAAUUUAUACGAUGAAUUAGUUGAGAGUGAUUUAUGUCAACAAGGAAAGAAUUGUGAUUAUCCACAUGAUUCUCAUUUCCCAUACGAUGGAGUCGUAGAAUGGACUGUAUAUUAUAUCAAGUCUCAUGAUGAAUCCAUGGAUUGUUUGACUGAUAAGGAAUUGGACAUCUUUAGACUCAGUAUUCAAUUUUUAUGUAAUUUAUUUACAUAUGCAUGUCCAAAUGUAACAUCAGCAGACAAUAUUUUAAGAUAUAUAAAUUGUGAUAACUUCAAACAAGUUAUUCUAAAUAGUAUGCAAUCUGAUUACAAACUUCUUGCCAGUGCAGCUUGUAUAUAUGUGCAUAAUGCAUUAAAAAAAUUACCUGACGAUCAUUUCACAAAUGAUGAGAAAAAUCUAUAUUUACAAUUAAUAAAACCUGCUAAAGAAAAUUUUACAUCUGCAAAGGAUGCAUUACUAUUUCUAUUACAACGACGAAAUAUAUUUGAGAAUAUAUACAGUAGCAUAGCCAUAAGCGAAAAGUUAGAAUUACUUGAAAUUAUAUAUAAUGAAGUCUGGACAUCCUGGCAAUCUGAUCUUAAUACAGUGCUCACGGAAGAUCAAGCUGAGUUUCUAACGCUAACAUUUUGCAAAAAAAGUGAUCUUAUUUUGAAGACUGUGGACACGUAUGUAAAUAGUAUAGAUCCUACAGAAGUUAUACUUAUUCUUAAUAUUCUGGGACUUAUUACUACGCAAUACAAGAUUUCAAAGAAUGCCAGAUCUUUGCUCAUUAAUUGUAAAUAUCUUUUAAUGUCCUUACAUAUGAUGGGAAAAGAGGCGGAUAAUUAUUUUACUCCAAUAACAAAUUUAAGUAAAGUGGCACCUAGUGCUAAAAGGACAACUGUCGAUAUAGAAACAAAUGAUAUAGAAACAUCUAAAGCAAUAGAUGAUCUACAAGAACAUCCUGCAUAUGGCUUUAAAGCGGGACUAAUACAAGUCAUUGCAAAUAUAGUGCAUAAGAACAAAAUAUGUCAGGAUCUGUUUCGCGAGAUAGAUGGAAUUCCGUUACUUUUGGAUUGUUGUAACAUAGACGCACGGAAUCCACUCAUCCUGCAAUGGACCAUUCUCGCUUUGAGAAAUCUAUGCGAGGGGAAUCCCGAGAAUCAAGAAAUUAUUAGAAAUUGUGAAAAGAAGGGCGUGCCGGAUAAUCCUGCGUUACAAGAGAUGGGAUUGACUCUACAUGAGGACGCGGAUGGGAAAUCGAUUCGUAUCGCUCCUUUACGUCGCAAUUAGGGAGAUUUACAGUUUUUUCUAGGAACGCGAUUGUUCUCGGUCAAUCAAUCAGCUCAAAUCAUUGUUUGUAUCGAUAAUAUUCUUAAUAAGAUACGAUAUAUAUGUGUAUGUUUUUGUGAUGGGUGUAACCGGAUUUUCCUGUAUAAAUAAUUAUUAUUCCAACUAGACUGAAAUGUAUCCUGCUAUGCCAAUCGCUAAGAAACGACUCUGCAAUUACGACGAUUAUUAUGCUAUUAGGCGAAAUACGACGUGGUAUGACAUAGAGAGAUAUUUUAUCUACAAUCAUGGCCGAGUGAUUUACGAUACAAUAAAAGCUGCCGUGAGAGUUCACGAUCUAUUAGUAGUUACUAAUGUAAGUAUAUGUACAAUUGCUGUCGCUGAUCAUUCAAUUUCGACGCGAAAUCGAUUUUGUUUUCCGUAUGUAAAAUAAUGAGUCAAAGAAAGAUUUCAUUAAUGCGCACAUUAACACUUUUAGACAGUGUUCUCCAAAUCGAUAAAUAAAUUCGCGAUAAAUUAUAUACGUUUGUCUCUCCACGUUUUUCCGCCCUCUCACAAAAUUGCGCAAGACAGGAGGCAUGGAGACGUUGAAGAAUUAUAGAAUCUCCAAUUACGCUGUCAAGUGACGCGUGUUUCAAUAAAUAAUUUCUUCGUUAAUUAA
Molecule: messenger RNA, 2558 nt
Organism: Pogonomyrmex barbatus (red harvester ant)
Lineage: Eukaryota; Metazoa; Arthropoda; Insecta; Hymenoptera; Formicidae
Product: protein Wnt-2
Biological process (GO): neuron differentiation; neuron projection development; canonical Wnt signaling pathway
Cellular component (GO): cytosol; extracellular region
Molecular function (GO): cytokine activity; frizzled binding
Source: RefSeq, a predicted model, not a curated record